UGUAAUUUUGAGGGCGAUUUUAACCUAGCUAGUUAAUCUGCUCUACAACAAAAAGUUGUCUUGCGUCUGACUGACUAUUUCUCCGGCCGUCGGCGUGACCUCCAGAAUGGAGAAGAAGUACGCCUCCGCCGGAAAACCUCCCCUCCCUCCAAGGCCAUACAACGGUGCAGAUACGGAGCUCUUUAAUCACUAUAUGAUAAAAUCCAGUGCUUCGGCCUUUAUACGUACGGUGAAGAAUGAGUACAAGCUCAAGGAAGAGUGGUCCGAAAAAUACAAUAAGAAUCUGGCUCAACUUGUGUUAAUCAAGCUUCGAUCUAGCCUAUCCGAUGAGCCCGAACCCGUACCAAAGGUUCGCAAUUAUGGUUCGUUGGAUGACGUUGCUUAUUUCUUCUCAACAAUUGUCCAGCUUCUCUUCAAGGUGGGGGGUAUGUGGUCUUAUGAGUAUAAUAACGAUCUUAUUCAAUUAGCGUUAAUCAAGCUUCGACCCAAUAACCCAGGUGCUGCUAAGAAGAAGCGUAAGCCAUUCAAAAAACCACUUUCUUUUCAUGUUCAUCAUGCUAGUGCUAGUGCUAGCCCCUCCAAGAAGCUCAAGGCUGGAUCAUACAAUAUUUAUAUAGUGUGACUCACAAUGUUAUAUUCUGCCCGAUCUUAAAUGUCGAUUUCAGUUUAACUUUUUCUUGUUUUAAAGGUUAGCUGGUAUUCUUCAACAAGUAGGAGUAUGAAGUAUUGUUAACUUUCUGUUCUGCUGCUAAUUCUCUUAUCAUUUUAAGAAUUAGAUGGUGGUAGCAUACAUGGAAUUCAUCAACCCGAGAGCAAGUGUUGUGUUCUGCUGUUAAUUCUCUCUGUGAUUUAUGUUAUUUUAAAUAGAGAGAAUGGAAAUUACUAUGUUUAUCUGUUUGUGCUGAAGCAGGGAUACAAACAUUG
Salvia hispanica is the source of this 924-nucleotide messenger RNA. The record is from RefSeq and is a predicted model, not a curated record. Lineage: Eukaryota; Viridiplantae; Streptophyta; Magnoliopsida; Lamiales; Lamiaceae.